This is a messenger RNA of Aedes aegypti (yellow fever mosquito), 4848 nucleotides long. It is a transcript of the gene Atx-1, whose product is annotated as ataxin-1. The transcript is spliced from 9 exons. The record is from RefSeq and is a predicted model, not a curated record. Gene Ontology annotation, molecular function: RNA binding; protein binding. Lineage: Eukaryota; Metazoa; Arthropoda; Insecta; Diptera; Culicidae. Gene Ontology annotation, biological process: regulation of DNA-templated transcription. Bases 1689 to 4373 code for a protein of 894 amino acids.
CAGACUCAGACUCAGUCGUUUACCGACAACCGGCCUGCAAACGUGUUCGAAUUGAUACGUUCAGAUCAUAUUCGUGCCGAAGCGUGGGCAUCGGUUGAUUUUCAGACCAUACCGGAGAUGCAGUCUCAGUCCCAGUGUGAGUGGGUGAUAUGCGUUGCUCUGUGAUCUGAAUUCAUGAAUAGUGCCCCAAAAGGAGGUUUUGAAACACCAAGUUCAACGAGUUGUGCAAAUAAAUAUGAUAAUAAUUCACGUUCGGAAGCUUAAUCAAGAUUGAUGAACUGUGUAGAAUUAAGUCAUAAAACAAGUUCAAAGAAGCAGUUGACGUUACUUUUAUGACAAUGUGCUAAUACUGGAUGUGAGAGAAUACCGUCUCAAAGUGCUAAACUGAGAUCAUACCGUUCUGCGAUGUGUGUGAAGAUUAGAUAUUAGUACAUGUUAAAUAAUUGCUUCUUAGCGCCGAUACUUAAGCUGUAAGUGUAUGAUAAUAAUAAGUGCAAAUUUGAAAAUGUAUUGAUAAAAAUAAAUAGUAAUACAUCGCCGUCGCUGCCACUUUGUGUAUAUAAAUGAGCUUCAGGUUCAGGUGUAUGAGUGCAAAAAGAUUGUUGCUUCCCCUAUACUAAGUGAAGAAAACGAAAUACGAGAGAGAGAACCGACCCGACCAGCGGCAUCAGCAUUAUUUGAAUGGGACGAAGUGGGUGAAUUAUUUAUUCAAGUUUAUUGAAAAUCAUAAAAGUGACGAUAAAGUUUGGAAAAUUAAAACCAGUUUUAGGCCCUGUUGAAAAAGUUCGGCGAUUUUGUGGACGAUCUUGGGAAGCGAGAAGCUUGAUCAUUCGAAGGACACACCGGUCACGAUAAGACUGGUGCAUGACCGAAUCCACAUUGACUCAUUUCCUCCAAUGACGUUUCGUUAAACUUCAAGCGACAAAUUUUGACAUCAAAAUUUUGCACGUUAUGGCUUAGCUGUGAUAUAUCCGUACCAAUAAAGCGCCGAUAGACACCUCAACGGUUCGAGCCGGUCCCAGAGAGCGAUGAAACAACAGUAGUCUGUAUGUGUACGAUCGGGGCAGACCCUGCAAUCUCUCGGUCAGAGAGUAGUAUACUUAGAAUCGCGGCAUUCCGACCAGAAUAAAAGCACUUACUGGGCAUUUGUGCAACAACCGGUCACGAGACGUCGAAGCAAGCGUUGAAGUGUAGCGACACAGCAACGUAUAUACCUAUCUACCUAUCCUACGGCUACUGUGAUCGUGAAUCGUGAAUAUCUCGCGCUCGUAUCGUCGGUAUGAAAUCACAAACCGCAGGAGCGAAAGCUGCGAAGUGAGGGAGAGAAAAAACAGAUUUUUCGAUAGAAUUACGUCAAUAGAAUUGAUUUUUAAUGGAUUCGAAUGUGGAUGGAAGUGAGUUCAGCCCGACGAGAGCUGAUAGCAACAACCAACAACAGCAAGAAGAAGAAAAGAAGAAACCAUAACGAGCUCUCGCCGAGAAUGGUGGUGAUAUUGAACGUGCAGUGAAAAGAAGUGGAAGAAUUUUCUCUUUUUUUUCGGGUCGAUCCGAUAUCUGUAUACGAGAGUUUGUAUGGAAGACAUCAACGAUUUAUCAGUGAAAGAACAUCAGACGCAGAUUUGUUUUCGAAGACCGGCCGUCGGUCGGGAGCCUCGGCGCUGUAUCAUCAAUCUGACAAAAUACGGCCAAUGCUUUCAGCCGUGGAGAACCUAGGAUCCGGUCGGGUUUAUCCCCAUCCGUUUCCAGGGACGGCGGCACCCUCGUUACUGGGGCAACUUCCACUGGCGGCUGCAGGCCUACCGUUGCUAGGACCCAAUAUGGUCGAUAUGUCAGUUGCUGAGUUUGCCCGACCGCAUCCCAAACAGCAAAGGUACAACGAAGCUCCCCGAAAUGGAUUGCUACCAUCGUCGAGGCCAAAAUACUCGGAGGUAUCGCCACAGUCCCCGCAAAGCGGCCCGGUGAAUCUGGCCGUAAGUCCAAACCUACCAAAUCCUCACAGCAACCAAACGUUGGGUGCUACCAAGCUGAGCCACCUCGGACAUGAUUUCCAUGAACGCACGCUGCAGGCCCACGCCCAGGCACGGGCCCAUGCUCAGCAACAGCAUCAACACCAGCAACAACUUCAACAGCAGCAACAACAACUUCAACAACAGCAACAGCGACAUCAAGAACAGCAAAAGGAAGCCGCUGCCGUUGCAGCAGCUGCUGCUGCGGCUGAUAUUGGAAAGCUAUACUCACCUACUAAUCCACGGUUAUCGUUUUUUCCCGGCCCGAUGGAUACCAGCUCCUAUCCUGGCCUAAAUUACAAUCUAUAUCCAUUUGGAUAUUCUGCGGCACAUUUAGAAGCUCGAAUAUUAGGGCGCCCGACAUAUCUACCAGGCCAACGGGAACCAUAUCCGUCGUCUCCCUUCCUUACGCCAGGCUCGUACGGCACACCCGAAAGUUCAAAAUCGAAAAACUAUCCCCCAGUUUCCUUACCACAUUUGAAUGGCCAUAUUGGCCUUAAAUCUACCUCUCUUCCACAAAUACCUCAGGACAAGAUACCCUCUGAUGAGAGAAGUCCAACAUUGCCCCCGUCCCCAUCAUCAUCAGGCCUAAUGGGCAGUCCAUACUCAGACAGAGAACGGGGAUAUCCACCCAACGGAAUGCCAUCCGGUAUUCCAGAACACUCGCUACACGGCAAAUACCCAAGUAGCCAUCCAACGCUGCACGAGAAAGAGAACAAACUCGAACAAAAGCAGCACAAUUCUAGUCAUCAUCAACCACAGCUCUCGAACCAGGGUUCCUUGUCGGGGUCGUCUCUACAGGCCCAUCAUCCAUUCCUUCCGCCAUCGCCAUCUUCAUCGUCCGCGGUUUCGUCCCUAUCGUCUUCCAACAGCCAACGUCACCACUCGAUGCCCCAUCCAUCCUCGACUGGCGGCAGCCUGUCUCAUCAUCCCCAUCCCUCUUUAGCAGUAGAGGGCGGGCUUCGUCUCGAACAACUGCCACAGGAUAAUGAGUUCAAGGUUCCGUCCGGCAAAGAAGGUUCCAUGAAGCAUCGAAUUCUAACGCGACCCGCCAGUGAACGAGAUGUGCGACGAAGAUCUCCAACAACGAAAUCGACUACUAUUUUUAGGCCAUUCGAGAAUGGCACGACGACGAAUUUUACCAAGGGUGCCCUGAUUCAGCUGGCUGAUGAAUGCAAACGGGUGGAAGAUGUGCGAACCGAAGACUUAGUACAAACCGCCGAGAAGUCGGCCGACCUACGGCUGGCGGAAUCGACGGCCGUCAAGAUUACCCCGCGUAACAACAACGUCAUUAUCACGUUCAGCUACGACAACAACCGAUCCAGGACCGACAUCGAAGCCACGAUCGAGCAUCCUUUUUUCGUGUACGGACAAGGCUGGGCCUCCUGUUGUCCGGAGAAAUCUCUGCACCAUUUUGGUCUCAAGUGCCAAAAGUUGCAAGUCGGUGACAUUUGUCUCUCUUUGAUUCCACGUGAAAAACCAAAAACGAGCCAUUCCUCCUCUAGUUCGUCUACAUCGUACCUGGCUCCCCAUUCGGCGGCAGCACCCGGUAGCGGUGGUCAGUAUCUGCCUCCAUCCCAGCAGCUACACCAUCACGACAUCAACGGUAACCAGACGGCUUUACACCACCAGCCACACUAUCACCCCCAACAGCAUACUCAAUCGAUGGAUCACUCGCCGCGAUCCAAUCGGGAUCGAGGUGAAAUCAGUGGCCUACAGCCACCGCAGCAGCAGUUGCAGUAUCUACCUCAGAAUCUUUCACGCAAAGCGUCAUCCUUCCAUUCGUCAACGAUUCCUACUACAGCCACUACAACGGCUGUUUCCUCUCGACCUUCUGGCACGCUACCAUACAGCAGCUUCCCGUCGGUGCCAGUAUUUUCCAUGCCCUUUUCGGCGGCUAAUUUAAGUAAAUCCCACGAUCCUUCCCACUAUUCGCCAAAAACAUCUCCCGACCAUUUGACCGUCGCCAACCGAUCGGCAACCAAUUCUCAAGGAUCGCUCGACUCGACCGAUCAACCCGUUGCGAUGGUCGUGGACAAAACUACGCAUUCCUCGUCCUCAUCCACAUCUUCGACUUCCUCGGGCAUCAGCAGUGGAGGAGCGUCGUACAAUUCUUCAUCGUCAACCACAAGCACCAACAAUGUUGGGGCGAAGUCUGGCAACACGGCCACUACAGUAACCGAGAGCGGCAGCAGCAGCAGCGCUAACAUGGACGACGAUGAUGGCGUCAUUGAUGCGUCAGUUUCGCGCAAGCGCCGAUGGUCUGCACCGGACGUGUGCGACGACUCGGAUGCUAGCCAGGGCCAAAAGACGGAGAGUCCGGAAGGGCAGCCUCCACCGGCCAAGGUGUCCCAGCCAAUGACCUAGGUUAGUUGGUAUCUUAUUGUUAGGUGUAGCUUCGAACGCUAGUGUGCACGCGGUCACGCGUAUUUGUCGGUGGUUAUGUGCAAGAUCUUUUACGGGUUGUACUGAUGAGGGAGGAACCGUUGGAACUUUUCUGAUUCGUCUCAACUCAAUUAUUGGAGGUUGGGAAAUUUUGCUCCUAAAUUUGUUCGGUGGUGUUUCUCGUUGAAGCAGUACAACUUGUAAAUAUUUUUUGUAUAGAUAUUGGUGAUUUUGAUAAAGAAAAUUAGAUUCGGAGAGUAUAUUCGACUUAUACAUAUAUGAAAAAACCUAAACGCUCAUUUGUAAUAUGGAUGAUAGAUGUUUUCUAAAAACAAACAAUAAGGUGCACGGUUACGAUAAAUAUUUGAAAAAUACAAUUGUAUAAAAUAAAUUACGAUAAUUCUAAGGUGUUUGCUCCUAAAUCCACAAUAAAACUCCCUUAAAAUCUUUAACAGUA